Messenger RNA from Myripristis murdjan (pinecone soldierfish), 2266 nucleotides. RefSeq names its product VID27-like protein. The transcript is spliced from 2 exons. Lineage: Eukaryota; Metazoa; Chordata; Actinopteri; Holocentriformes; Holocentridae. Bases 330 to 1055 code for a protein of 241 amino acids. The record is from RefSeq and is a predicted model, not a curated record.
GAAGAGAAGAAGAAGAAGACCGGAAGUAAAAGCAUAACAACAGCAAUUAAAGACCUGAGAUGGACACCUGUGAAAUACCCCAGUUUUCAGCUGGAAAAUAUUUGUCCAAACACUCAGACUGUGACGAAAACAAACGACGAGGGUGAAAAUAAUUCUUGUUUAUAUUUUUAUUUUUUUUAAACCCCAAAAUAAGCUGCUGCCGUUGUCAUGCAGCUCAGGUGAAACGUAAGUUUAUCCAAGCGACCGCCCCGUUUCGCUUGUUUAGGCUUCACUCGACUCCUCUUUUCCAGUUGAAAGGCACUGGUCGCCUUCACCUGAAAUAAUAAAACAUGGACAACAUCUACAAAAAGAGGGUGUUCGCGUCCAUGCGAAAAACCAAAGCGGCCGCCUCGAAGAGAAGGCAGAUCGGGUUGCCUGCCUCCAUCCUGGACGACAGCGACGAAGGUUCCUUCUCCUCCUCCUCCUCCUCCUCCUCCGCGUCCCAGGUCGACUUUGGCAGCUCCGCUGACAGCGACUCUGAGCGGAGCUCCACCGCCUCCUGCAGCGAGGACAGCGGCUCCGUCGGCCGCAAGAAGCGCUCCUUCCUUGGGGACGACAGCUCCGUCAGCAGCGAGGAUGAUGAUGAGGAGGAAGAAGAGGACGAGGAGGAGGAGGAGGAGGAAGACGACAAAAAGAGGAAGAAGAAGAAGAAAAAGGAGGAGGAGGAGCAGAAGCAGGAUGAUGAGAAGGUGGAGAGGGAGCGGCCGCUGAAGCGGAUGGUGUGUCCGAAGAGGCGCUCCGGUCAGCCGGAGUCCGAGCCCGACCGGGAGCAGAGGAUGAAGAGGGAGGCGGAGAGGAAAGCCACGGCGGAGAAGAGGAAGCAGAGGCUCAGCAAACUCCUGGAGCUGUCCAAAAGGAUGAAGAUGACAAAGAGCCGAGGUCCCGAACGGGGUCCCAGCAAGAAGAGGAGGAGGAUCAAGGAGCCAUCUGAUGAAGACAAUAAUGAUGAAGAUGAGGAGGCCGCUGUUGGUGAUGGAGACGAAAGCGAUGGAGAUGAGGCGGAGAAGAGGAAUUAGAGCCUCACGGUGAUGUUGUCACAGAGAUGAAAAGGAGACAGAACAGACUAUUACUUUGAAACUCACAGUGUUAAGUCUCCAUUCUGCAGGUGCACGGGCAAAAAAAACCCUUUUGUCCAAAAUGUCAACUUUGCAAAAAACUGAAAAGCAGACUUGUCUUCAACCUAAUUACCGUGUAGUUUUGAGUCUGACAGGUAUAUUAUACUCACUCCAGGAAAAAUUAUUUAAAUCGUGUUGAUUUAAGUGGAGAGGCAGCACCUUAAUACAGACUGUAUAUUUUGUUCAUGUUAUUCUUGAGAGGAAUUUUUUUCCAAACAUUGUGCAAUUCUCCAAAGAUUAACCCUCUGAAAGCAAAAGAAAAUUCCCUUUUAUUUCUUUAAAAAAAAAAAAUGUAAAAAUCCCUAAUUUGGCCUGCAGACACACACACACACACACACAAAACAUACAUUUCACACAUAUUCUAUAUACAAGCAAAAGUUGUUGUCAAAAAGCAUGGACUUGUAUCUAAAUGAGUAGGCCUAUACUCAUGCACACUCAUGAACAAAAAAAUCAGAAAAUGACAAAAAAAAAAUAAAAUUAAAGAAAAGUUACUGAUAAAUGACAGUGUUAUACAAUAACAUGUAACAUAAUAAUAACUCGAAAGAAAAAUAAAACAUGAUGAAGCUGACAAGAAAAAAGACAAUGUGACAAAAAAUGAAAUGGUAUGAAAUAUGAAAACUUACUAUUGGUAAAGCAAAUAAUACAGACAAAGUUUUUUUAAUGUUUAAAAUUUUUGUAUAGUUAUAUUUUUUACUGUUAUUUUUUCUUACUUUUGUACUGAAUAAAAUGUGUUUUUUAUAUAAAUGAGUCUGGGCACUCCAAAAACAACAACAAAAAAAGUAUCCUCAAAGGCCAAAUUGACGAUGGAAAAAAAUCCCUUUUUUUUAAGAAAUAAAGGGAAUUUUUUUUGCACCAACAUGUUGAGGCUUCAGGGGGUUAAGCAAAAUGGAUGAAGAUGAUGAGGUUACAUUUCUGAUACACUAGCCAAAUGCUAGUGUACUUUUGAAGUAAAUAAUGUGUGUUGGGAGUAUUUUGCCUUAGAUUUUGUGGAGCCACAAUGAAAGCUGAAUUGUACAGCUCAAUUUAGCAUGUGUUCAGUAUUGUCGUUGUAAUGUGUAUUACCGUAUAUUCAGCCUUUUUAAUUAAAAGAAUGACUAUGACAUAUCCCGUGA